Molecule: messenger RNA, 1578 nt
Organism: Trametes versicolor FP-101664 SS1
Lineage: Eukaryota; Fungi; Basidiomycota; Agaricomycetes; Polyporales; Polyporaceae
Exons: 4
Coding region: 1-1578 (525 amino acids)
Source: RefSeq, a predicted model, not a curated record
AUGGCUCACGCAGCGUCGUCGCGCACAGCGAUGAACACCUUGAACAGAUUCUACACUCCGCGAGCCAAGCUCUCCGUUUUCGAACUCUUUCUUCUGAGUGCCCCCACCAAAGCGGUCGACGCGUUCUUCGCAAGGUGGACACCCGAUCUCGUCGUGAGGCUCAGACAGCUAAGCUCCUCAAUGCUGCUAGCCACCGAGGCAUACUCAUCGCGUCGUUGGAACGCCAGAACCUUCUUGUCGCACUGGUUUGAAGAGCCCUCUGAGUUCCUGAUCACCUUGGAAGAUUGUGACGGCGUCAUCUCUGGGUCGGAGGCACAGCAAUUCUUCGGACGAUGCGAGUUCCGCGGCCACGAUCUGGAUAUCUAUGUGCCGCUGCAUGGACUGUUGGAUAUGGGUCGAUAUCUGAAGCUGGCAGGUUUCGCUUAUCAACCGACGACCAACAGACAUCCCCUCUUUGACGUCGCUGCCCUGAUGUUUUCGUCUCAUGUCGGCCAGGUCCCCGCCUCUUUACGCCACGGGGGCCCUCACAAGCCCGCUGCGUUCGGCGCAUUCAACUUCGUCCGUUUCCCCGGAGUUCUUGGUCCGCAGGGACGGCACAUUCAAAUCAUUGCCGUGUCGGACGACCCUAUCCACUUCAUCAUCAACAGUUUCCAUUCUACUGGCGUGAUGAACUACCUCACAGCCAACCAUGCCGUCUGCCUCUUCCCCAAUACGACCUUCGUGGAACGUAAGACGCUUGUCUGCCAGGACACGACGCGAAACUCGCUUGUACAUCGCUCGUGGAUGAAGAAGUAUAGAAAGCGCGGCUUCACUGUCAUCACUGCUGGUGAUGUGCUACCGCCUUCUCCGGAGUUGCAUGAGUGGAGGCGUCGUGUAGGCGACAGUUUCACCUGGGUUAUACCCUUUCAAGCUUCCAGCUUGCCCAUCAUCGAGUCCGAGGACUCGGGCCCGGGUCCGAUCUACAAGGUAGCCUUCGAGGUCUUGCCGUAUACGUCCGGAGUGGCAGCUCCUGGAGCGGCCUUGCGAGUCGGGCCUCGUUUCGUGUAUAGUUCCAUGGCCAUGAUCGCAAACCCUGCUGUCGAAUUUGGGGCCCACUACUUCUCUUCUGAGGUCGCCGCCGCAUUCCUCGAAUAUUUCGCCGAUGACGACGACCCGCCUACUGAUACCGAUGAGAGCGAAGAGGAGUUGGCCACGGACGACGAGGACGCCGCAGCCGCGAACCUCGCGGGCGAGGAUUUCCAACCCGAGGGCAGCACCAGCGAGGACGAGGAGAACGAGGUUGCGGGAAAUCAUGGAAGCGAGGUCGCGGAGAUGACCGACUCCGAGGACGGGGUCGUGGAGGCGGGCGACGCGGAGGCGGGCGACGCGGAGGAUGGGAUUGUGGAGGCGGACGACGCGGAGGAUGGGGUCGUGGAGGCGGGCGACGCGGAGGCUGGACUUGCGGACGCGGGCGAUGUCGAGGGUGAGGUCGUGGAGGCGGGCAACGGUGACGAGCAUGAAGAAGAGCAGGAACAGGAGAUCGAGGAGGGGGAGAUCGUCGAGGAGAUGGAGCUUGAGGAAGGUGAGAUCGUCGAGUAG